AUGCCUGUGGCCGGUUCCGAACCGUCGCUGCAGCCUUCGCCCGCCGCACAGGAGCCCGCGCCGUCGCGGCCCCACAGCGAGCUGCAGUACCUGGGCCAGAUCGAGCACAUCCUCCGCUGCGGCGUCAGGAAGGAGGACCGCACGGGCACCGGCACCCUGUCUGUGUUUGGCAUGCAGGCGCGCUACAACCUGAGAGAUGAGUUUCCUCUGCUGACAACCAAGCGUGUGUUCUGGAAAGGUGUUUUGGAAGAGUUGCUGUGGUUUAUCAAGGGAUCCACCAAUGCGAAAGAACUGUCUGCCAAGGGAGUAAAGAUCUGGGAUGCCAAUGGGUCUCGAGACUUUUUGGACAGCCUGGGAUUCACCACCCGAGAAGAAGGAGAUUUGGGCCCAGUUUAUGGCUUUCAGUGGAGGCAUUUUGGGGCAGAAUAUAAAGAGAUGCAUUCAGAUUAUUCAGGUCAAGGAGUGGACCAGCUGCAAAAGGUUAUUGACACAAUCAAAACCAACCCUGACGACAGAAGAAUCAUAAUGUGUGCUUGGAACCCAAAAGACCUUCCACAGAUGGCGCUGCCUCCCUGCCAUGCCCUUUGCCAGUUCUAUGUGGUAAAUGGUGAGCUGUCCUGUUAGCUGUACCAGAGGUCAGGAGACAUGGGCCUGGGGGUGCCUUUCAACAUUGCCAGCUACGCCCUGCUCACCUACAUGAUCGCCCAUAUCACAGGACUGAAGGUGGGCUGCUCUGGGGGCUAA
Molecule: messenger RNA, 744 nt
Organism: Chrysochloris asiatica (Cape golden mole)
Lineage: Eukaryota; Metazoa; Chordata; Mammalia; Afrosoricida; Chrysochloridae
Gene: TYMS
Product: thymidylate synthetase
Exons: 5
Biological process (GO): dTMP biosynthetic process
Cellular component (GO): mitochondrion; cytosol
Molecular function (GO): thymidylate synthase activity
Source: RefSeq, a predicted model, not a curated record